GUCGCCAAGAAGGUAGCUACACACUGCGGCCAUCAACCAUCAGCAAUGCUCCUCCUCCUCCGUAUACACAUACUACCUGCACGGAGCGAAAACAAGGCCAGCACUGUAUUCGCCUCUCUCAGCUGACAAAGCUCUGCUGGUGUAGUGUUGUCUCACGCCUCUGCCGCAGCCCAUAUGGUGCCGUCAGAUCCGCUCAGCCGCUCCUCACCUGCACACACACACACGCAGCGCUGACCACAGCCAGGCAUCUGUAUGUGCCCUCCCUUACCCCCCACACACCCACCUGCCACACCUCCAUCUCAUCGCACGUGAAGUCCCUGGACUGCGCCAGUCUGCCGUUGCCCUGCUCGUUGGUCGUCCCCUUGUAGCCCUCUGACAGAUCCGCCUUGCUGAUCCACUGCUGGCAGCUACUGAGGUCGGCCGCCGGACCAGGCACGGCGAAACCGAGCCAGAGAUAGCCGCGGCCGAUGUACACGUUGGCGAGCGGCUCGUCCUUCUUGUUCUUGACCACCCCCUGUGUGCCGGCCACGUCCACCCACUGCCUGUCCUCGGGCAGCUCGAUCUUGGUCGGCGUCUCGUACGCACCCGACAUCGAAAAGAAGAAGACGGGCACGUUGUAGUAGUUGGCCUUUGUGGGGUCCUCGGGCGGUGUGAGUGGGCCGUCGAUGAAGCAGCCAAAUCGGUGUGUGUUGCCGUCGCGGAGGGCGAAGAGCAGGCCGCUCUUGCCGGUGACCUUGUUGAGGAAGGAGGGGUACUCAAAUGUGUCACGGCUCGACCUGAUAUCGACAUGAGCAGAGAGGAGUGGUCUCGGCCUGUCAUCUGCCUCUGGCGCGUGAGUGCUUCAUCUCACUUGUACAGCAGCGAUGGCGCCACAGCGAUCUUCUUGUCCGUCAUCUUCAUCACCGCCAGCCACUGGUCGGCCGUCUGGAUCACAGCGGACGCCGCCGCCGCCUCACCGACAAGCGGCACCGUGUUGAGGCCGUACAUGCCCAACUCGACGGCGAACAUCUCCUUCUCGUGCGGCGCCACCACCGGCGGGUGCACGAACCGGCCGGGCAUAACGGUCAGGCGGCGCGCGAAAUCGACGAUGAGCUGCAGGAACUUGAGCGAUGUCUGGCGGGCCUCCUGGUCGGGCCACUCGUCGCUGAAGAAUCACACGCACACACACCCCACACACACAGACACAUAGGACACCACACAAGAUCCCCAGCCUUACAGUCCUUACGGAUUGUAUCGCUUGACGAGUGCAUGGCUCGCUCCGAGUGGUGCGAUGGUGCGGCGGAGGACCGACACCUUGUCCUCAUACACCGUCAGCGUCAACACCUCGAUAUCCUCAUCGCUACUCGGCCCCUUGACGAACGGCCGCAUCGCCGACAGGAAGGCCUCCAUGGCCUCCUUCUGCUUCUGCAGCCCCUCACGCACGCGGCGGCAGGUCCUCAUGUACCGCUCGAUCCUCUCAAACGCCUUGUCUAUGCCCACCCCCUGUCUACCCUCACCACGUCCCUCACCCUCACCCUCCACCGCACCACCGUUGCCGUCGGCCAUCUCCACAUCCUGCUGCUCGCCUCCCCCUCCACCCGCCGCUGCUGCUGCUGCUGCCGAUGCACCAGGCGCCCGCCGCUGCCCCUGGAUGUCGCCGCCCAGCUUCUUUGUGAUGAACAGCGAAUGGUACUCGGCAUAUGAUGGGUCGUCGGCCUCCGGCGAGUGGAGGGUGAUCUCGUCGAGGUGGCGGCUCUCCAGGAGCGCCAGCUGGUCACGCAGCCAGCGGAAGUAGGGCGGGUGUGCCUCGAGGAAUGGCAGAUUGUUGGUGUCCUUGGGCAGCUGGUCAGUGAAGUGCAGCAGCAGAGUCGAGAGGUACGUGAGCUUCAUCUUGGGAUGGAGGAGUCCUGUCAUGGGGAUCGACAUGACGGUGCCGCCGACGUUGAGCUGCAUGCGGUCCUCUGUCUGCUGCGGUUCGAUGGUGCCUCCAUUGGCCGUGAUGAGCUGCUUGAUGCUCGCAGCCAGCGCCUUGAUCUCGCCGUCAGCUUGAUGCAUGGCCGUCUUCGUGGCCGACCCCAGCCCGUCUACUGCAUUGGCCGCCUCCUUCACGAGCGCAUCGCCCUCCUCACGGCCACUCGUCACGCUGUGGAGCUGCGAUGGGGCGGCGAUGGACUCACCACCGGCUGCGCUGCCAUCGUUGUUCUUGCGUUUCUUUGGCGCCAUCAAUGCUCACGGCAGCGGUUUCAG
This is a messenger RNA of Vitrella brassicaformis, 2226 nucleotides long. The record is from the annotation of a GenBank genome assembly. NCBI's taxonomy places the organism in Eukaryota, Vitrellaceae.